This is a messenger RNA of Rosa rugosa (rugosa rose), 2400 nucleotides long. Its product is annotated as MDIS1-interacting receptor like kinase 2-like. The transcript has 4 exons. Lineage: Eukaryota; Viridiplantae; Streptophyta; Magnoliopsida; Rosales; Rosaceae. Bases 1 to 2400 code for a protein of 799 amino acids. The record is from RefSeq and is a predicted model, not a curated record. Gene Ontology annotation, molecular function: protein binding.
AUGGAAGCCAACAAAUUGGAACUUGAUAUAGUAGUUUACAAUGUUGUCAUUGAAGGUUUGUGCAAAGCUGGAAAAAUUGAACCUGCAAGAGAUGUCUUCUCUUGCUUAUCAGCAAAAGGAGUUCAGCCUAAUGUGAGAACAUACACUAUAAUGAUUCAGGGCCUUUGUCAUCAUGGCUUAAUAAUUGAAGCAGAACAGUUGCUGAGAGAAAUGGGAGGGAAAGGAUGUUCUCCAAAUGGUUGCACCUAUAACACCAUUAUCCAAGGUUUUAUCAAUAACAAGGAGACAUCAAGGGCUACGAGACUUAUUCAAGAAAUGCUUGAGAGGGGUUUCUCUGCAGAUGCAUCAACUAUGGAAUUGAUUGUUGAUUUAUUGUCGAAGGAUACAAUAGAUCCUGAUUGGUUUUAUUACUCUUAUGUAGUUGGAUUAAAGAUUAUUAACACAAAUGGAAUGGACUUGAAAUUCAGAUGUCUAUUUGGUAUAUGGUUUUUGAGAAUUGAUUGCAUUGGACUACUGGGAGUUGGAAUGGGUGUUGGGGAGGCUAACCCCCAUUUGGACUCAUCAUCUAGGACAGUAGCAUCAUUUACUAGCAGUCUUUCUGAAUCAAGAUUGGGCAAGAAGCCCUUGGAAAUUGCAUGCAUUAUCUUGUUUCUUCAGUUGGUUUCAUCACCAAAACUUGCUUCUGCUGAUUCUACACAGGCAGAGGCACUUCUCAAAUGGAAAGCCAGCUUUCUGAAUCAAACCGGGAAUAACAAUCUCACCUCGUGGACUUCCCUCCCCGGAAACGCCACCAAUUCAUCAACUGCAUGCAAUGUUUGGACCGGUAUUUCAUGCAAUGCUGCCGGAAGUGUCAACCGGAUAAACCUUACCAAUUCAGGUAUAAAAGGUACGCUACAUGAACUCUCAUUCCAGUCCUUCCCAGAUCUUGAAUAUGUUGACCUCAGUGUCAAUGAACUUUUCGACACCAUCCCACCUCAGAUUAGUUCCCUCUCGAAACUCAUCUACCUUGAUGUAUCUUAUAAUCAGUUGACUGGGAUCAUCCCACCAGAAAUUGGUCUCCUAACAAAUCUUCAAGUCCUCCACCUAAACGGAAACCAGUUAAAUGGCUCGAUUCCUCAAGAAAUGAGCCAGCUCAAAUCUCUUUAUGAGCUUGCUCUGAACACCAACAAUCCAGAAGGGUCUAUUCCAGCCUUCCUGGGUAAUUUGACCAAUAUGACAAAUUUGUAUCUCUUUGGAAAUCAGCUUUCUGGUGUCAUUCCUACUGAAAUCGGAAACCUAUCAAAAUUGGUUGAAUUGCACUUGGAUGACAACCAUUUAACAGGUCCUAUCCCUCCAAGUUUUGGAAACUUGGAAAAUCUAACUGUGUUGUACUUAGCCUACAACAUUUCUGGUUCUAUCCCUUCAGAAAUAGGAAAGAUGAAGUCUCUUGUGCAACUGAGCAUUCAAUCAAACAAUCUUUCUGGUUCAAUUCCGGCAUCCAUAGGUGAUCUGCCAAAUCUUACCCUUCUUUAUCUCUAUUCAAACAAAAUUUCAGGCAGUAUUCCUAAGGAGAUAGGGAAUUUGAGAUCUAUGGUGGAUCUACAGUUGAGCCAGAAUCAACUAAAUGGCUCGGUUCCAACUUCCUUGGGUGACUUGGAAAACUUAGUAAGCUUGUUCCUCCGUGAUAACCAACUUUCUGGCUCCAUCCCCCAAGAGAUAGGAAAUCUCACAAAGAUGACAAUUGCGCAAUUUGAUACCAACCGAUUUUCUGCUUAUUUGCCCCAAAACAUUUGCAGAGGUGGAUUGCUUCAAAACUUCACAGCAUACAACAAUGAUUUGAUAGGUCCAAUCCCCGAGAGCUUGAAAAAUUGCCAGAGCUUAUUCAGAGUAUGUCUUGAAGGGAACCAAUUGACUGGCAAUGUAUCUCAAGACUUUGGAGUGUAUCCAAAUCUUGAUUAUAUAAAUCUAAGCAACAAUAAGUUGUAUGGUGAAAUCUCACAAAACUGGGGACAAUUCCCACAGUUAACGAGCCUCCUAAUUGCGGGUAACAACCUUACCGGUGGCAUACCACCAGAGCUUGGCAAUGCAACUCAAAUUCAGUUGCUUGAUCUCUCUUCCAAUCAUUUAGUUGGUGUGAUUCCAGAAGAUCUUGGGAGGCUAAGUUUGGUGAAUCUGAAGUUGGGUGAUAAUCAACUUUCUGGUCCUAUACCCUCCACAUUUGCAUCUCUGACUGACCUUGAAUAUAUAGACCUGUCCACCAACAAAAUUAACGAGUCAAUUCUAAGCUUUAUAGGUGACAUGUCAAAACUAAUCUACUUGAAUCUGAGCAACAACAAGUUCAGUCAGGAGAUUCCAUUACAGUUGGGGAACUUUUUUCAACUGUCCCAGCUAGAUUUAAAGUCGCAACUCACUGGAGGGUAA